Messenger RNA from Chilo suppressalis (striped riceborer), 2468 nucleotides. Lineage: Eukaryota; Metazoa; Arthropoda; Insecta; Lepidoptera; Crambidae. The record is from the annotation of a GenBank genome assembly.
UAUAUAAGGGAUUGUUACCAUGUACCUUGUUUUUUGCGAGUUUCCGAUAUUUCGGCACUGUUGCAAGCGCCAUAAUCACGGAGUAACUAGUAAUCGGAAAUUCGCUAAAAACAAGGUACAUGGUAAGAAUACCGUAAAUAACUUAAAUUACUAUUUUCUAGAUUUUGGGUAUAAAUGUACUCAGGUCGCUGAAUAAGAAGACGAUAAUCGUUAUAUCGAUUAUUUCUUAUUGAUUACGCGCAUCACUUCCCUGAAUCUGACUGAUCUGAUUCCGAUUCCCGGCCCUUGGCCUUGGCUGUUGUGCUGAAUGCUUACAAAAUUGCAUGAAGUUACAAUUUAUUUGAAUUUGUUGUGCAAUAAUCAUUACACAGAAAGAUAACACAAAUGUACUCAAAAUGACUUCUAAAACAGCAGAUAUUAUCAAACCAAGAAUGGUAAAAGUGUAUGAGCUAGAUGAUUUUGAAAAGUUACUAAAUGGGGUUAAGGUAGCAGCUUGUAUGAUCACAGAAUCACAUCAAGUAGUGGAUGAAGCUAGUGUAAUACGUAGGUUAAGUGCGCUCACUUUAAAUGGACCUUCUGAUGGUAAUUGUUGCUCAUGCUGCGGUGUCGGACCGUUUGAGACGAGAGCCCAACAAACUGCACACUACAAGCAACAUUGGCACACUCACAACCUUAAAAGAAAACUCUUUGGGAAGUUACCUCUCACAUUAGGACAGUUUAAUUCAAGACAAGAGGAUGACCUUAGUGUGUCAGGCAGUGAAUCGGAAUCAGAAGACUCAUCAAAGAAACCUGCUACAGACUUGUUUGCAGCUGCCACACGCCAUUGUAAGGCUUUUUUCACCAACCAAAAGGGACAAGUGUUCUGCGUCUACAGAUGUAUUUUACAUCAUAAAAAGGAAGAAUUAUCUACUGACGGUGAAGGUUAUGCUUGGGUGGAGCGAUGCAAACGGCUCUCUAUACCAGGCUUCCAGCGCUGGGCAGUGCUCAUGGUGUCUGGCGGUAACUUCGCCGGCGCCAUAUUCUCUGGGGGCGUCGCUGUAGUUCACAAGACUCAUAGAUCUUAUGUGACGAGACGAGGACAAGGGCAAGCGCAGGCACUGAGGGAUCAACAUGGAAACGCACCAAGAUCUGCCGGUGCUAGCCUAAGAAGAUACUGCCAGGCGCAGUUUUUGGAGCAUGUCCAAGAGGUGAUAACAAACUGGGCUGAGGAUCUGAUAGGAUGCACUUUCAUAUUGUACCGCGCUGUGGGGUCUUUGAACCAAGCAGCUUUGUUUGGAAAGAAUUCCCCCUUGAAAAGGGAGGAUCCCAGAGUUAGAGUGCUCCCGUUCCCGACAAAGAAGCCUUCUUAUAAAGAAGUCCAGAGGGUGCACGAAACCGUCGCUAGUGUAGAGGUGUAUGACACAAUGGAACUGUUCCAAAAGGCAUUAAUAACUUCCACAGCAAAGCCCAUAACUAAAGCGUCUUCCGACACUACUGUGGAACGACCGAAGAAACCUCAAAAGAGUCCCACUAAGCCUAUUGACAGAGCUAAGUCUAGAGAGCGCGCUCCAAGAGAAUUACCAACGCAGAUGGUGUCAAGCGAAGACGAAGGCCCAUGCUUCAUAGACUCUGAAACCCCCAAAGAUUGGAUAAAGAAAUUGUCGGAGCAGACAUCAAAUGGUGCUAUAAGUAGUUCUAAAAAAGAUCUCCUCAAUGAUUUAUCAGCCCCCAGUCAUAGGGAGACUGAAAGCGAUUCAGAAUCCUUGCCAGACAAGAAGGAGCAACAGAGGAAGAAAAAGAAGAAAAAACCGGAAGAGAAGCAAGACAGUAAGCAACCAAAGAAGGUGCCUCAGAAGAUUCCUGCUGAAGUCAAGAAGCUUUGGAAAGUGAUAUCCAGCGAUCAGUCGUCCCUAGACACAAUAUUUGAAAGCUGGGAGAUUGGUCAGCUAGAAGCAGCUUGCAACACACAGGACCCGAGCGAUGGCAAUACUGCCUUGCACAAGGCCGCUAUGGCGGAGAAACCUGAUAUGGUCACUCAGAUCCUAUCGGCGGGCGGCGAUCCGUGCAUACGCAACAAUCAGCAGCAGACUCCGUACUCGGCGACGCCUCACGCUGACACCAGGGUAGCGUUCCGACUGUUCCAGGGGCAGUUCCCUGACAAAUAUAACUAUGCUAAGUCACAUAUUCCGGGGCCGAUUACCUCCGAGCUUCUAGAAGCGGAGCGGGAAAAGAAAGCGCAGCAGAAGCGAGCGAAGCGGCAGCGCGACAAGGAGAAGCAACUCGAGAAGAUCAAGACAAACAAGUUCCUGCAGCUCACCGACGCACAAAAGGUAAAAGCUGACGAGUGUCGUUGCUUUCUAUGCGGUUCAUCGUUGCCCAAGGUGCCUUUCCAGUAUGACGACUUCAAGUUUUGCUCAAUAAAAUGCCUUCAAAACCACAGAAACCUUAGGCCGUUGCACAAAAGCGCGUAAAUACAGUCGACAGUAUUA